AUGGCGACGCCCCAGCAAUGUGAGGGUCCACCCUUGACGCAGUCACUCCUGCGAGCAGAGCUUGAUGCUUUCGCGAAAGAGACAUUGCACCGCGAGUUCGAGGACUUGAAGAACAGUCUUAUCAAAGAGGUCGUCGAUCACUUGAGCGCCCGAGGGGUAGAACUUACGCUGGCGCAGCAGCCGCGUGCCUCAACGAGAGGAAGACCACCGUCACCAUCGUUGGGCCAGACACUGCACGAGGAAGGUUCUCCUGCGGCCCACCAACCUCUCAUGCUUUCGGGAAAGGGGGAUGAGCUUUACCAGGAGAUUGAAGAUGUACAAUCAGACGGUCCCGAAGAAACUUGGCAGUCUGCCCGUUACCAAUGUCUUUCGGCUUUUGUAAAAGGCACAACGUUUGAUUUCCUUGCUGGCGCAUUCGUGAUGUUGAGCGUGGUUUGGCUUACCUUCCAGACAGACUACGUAGCAAGGCGGUGGCUCACGCAUGCGCCCGAUCUGUUCGUGUACGUCGAUCUGUUCUUUUUGGUUGGGUUCGUCACCGAGCUCUUUCUGCGGAUCUUUGUUUUCGGUGUCAAGGAGUUCUUCUGCGGCCCUCAGAAGUAUGGCGGUUGGUUUGAUGCUGCUUUAGUUGUCAUCCAGGCGUUGGACGUCUUCCAGGAGAUGUUCGACCUCGCCAAAAAUCAGACACAGUGGGUGCCAUUGUUGAGGAUCCUGCGGCUCUUUCGCGUCUUCCGGCUCGUCCGCGUUUUCAGGGUCUUCCCGGCUUUGCGCUUGCUCAUCGUGAGCGUCGUCCAGUCUGUCCAGCCACUGAUUUGGGUGUUCAGAGGAAGGAGAAGUGACACAACCACCAUCAAGAGGGCCACCCGCGGUGAGGAGGUCCACGAUGUCUUCCCGAGUUGGAUAUGGACAUGUCCCGAGCGAGAUAACGGGGGGAACAGGAAAAAAAGCGACGCCACCACCAAGAGGACCCCCCCUUCCUCUUGA
Molecule: messenger RNA, 981 nt
Organism: Prorocentrum cordatum
Lineage: Eukaryota; Dinophyceae; Prorocentrales; Prorocentraceae
Source: the annotation of a GenBank genome assembly